Pyricularia pennisetigena is the source of this 4182-nucleotide messenger RNA. RefSeq lists its product as uncharacterized. Bases 1 to 4182 code for a protein of 1393 amino acids. Gene Ontology annotation, biological process: GPI anchor biosynthetic process. Gene Ontology annotation, molecular function: mannose-ethanolamine phosphotransferase activity; protein binding. Gene Ontology annotation, cellular component: endoplasmic reticulum membrane. The transcript has 6 exons. NCBI's taxonomy places the organism in Eukaryota, Fungi, Ascomycota, Sordariomycetes, Magnaporthales, Pyriculariaceae. The record is from RefSeq and is a predicted model, not a curated record.
AUGUCUAAAGCGACGUCCAAGCAAACUUUACUCGGCUUGGUGGAUUCGGAUUCGGACGACGACCUUGGGGCCAGCUUUGCCUCGGUUGAGAACCACGGAUCGUCUGCUUUGAAGAAGAUAUCAGCAAAGAAAAUGCCUCCCAAGAAAGCCGCAAGCCGCCCGGCCGCCAGCAAGGUCACCAAGAAGCCCGCAAAGGCGACGACGCGCCGCGCUAGUGACCGACUCGCCGUCGCCGUGGAAGCCGCCCUCGAAAAUCCUGAUGCGCCGACGGCAACGAAGCCUGGUGCCGACGCCCCAAGAAGGGGCCGCAAGGCCGCGGCGGUGAAGCCCGACGACGCUGUGAUACCUGUGUCACCGCCUAGUAGCGGGGCAGCAAAAGGCAAGGCUGGCCGAGGGCGGCCAAAGGCUGCAGCGGCUGCGAAAAAGAACGCCAAGGAUCAGAAUGCGCCCGAGGAGGACCCCCAGACUACCACAUCUGCACCGGCGAGGAGGGGUAGGAAGCCAGCCGCCAAGGCGCAGAUCGUCGACAACGAAGAGACUCUAGAGAUUCCGGAAACGCAGCAACCGCAGGAUGCCAUGGAUGUUGACGAGGACACGGGGGUGGAGCAGGAAGAGGUCACAGCUAUGGACGACCUGACCGCCAUAUCACCAGUUGGUUCACCGCCUGGUAGGGCCUUGCCGUUGAGCAUGUCGUCUCCCGGCAAGGUUAGGAGCCGACCGACUGCUGUGGCAGAUGCCGACGAAAGCGACUCGUCAUUACGGCGGCGGCUAGGAGACCUUAGCAAAAAGUACGACGCUUUGGAAACAAAGUAUCGUGACUUGCGAGAGAUUGGGGUCAAGGAAGCCGAGCGCACGUUUGACCGUUACAAGAAGCAGAGUGAAGACAGGGCAAAGACUGCCGCCGAUCUGAUUGCCAAACUCAAAGAGGAGCUUGCUUCACAAAAAGAUCUCGCCAGAGAGGGUCAGAGGCAUAAGAAAGAUCUUGAGGCGAAGCAGGCCGAAGCCACGUCCUUGGCGGGUCAAGUGCAAGUCAUGGAGAACGCUUUGGCAGAAGCCAGGAAAGAAAUCAAAACCCUAGCCACGAGGUUGUCGGCGUCCCGAACUGUUGAGGUGCCGCACAGUCUGAAAGUUCCCCCUGGAAGCGCUCUCAAAACUGGAGCUGGCGUGGGCUCUGCUGCGGCUCGAGCUGCUGCCAGCGCCGAAGCUAUCCAAGUUGCACAGGCUGCACAGAUGAAGGAGGACCUGUACGGUGACCUUACUGGCCUGAUAAUUCGUGGUGUCAAGCGGAACGAGGAUGAGGAUGUGUUUGACUGUAUACAGACUGGUCGCAAUGGAAGCGAUGGUCUCCGCGCCGACAAGGCCUUCCAAUCCCACCCAGAGCCCUACCCGAAAACCGAUGACGACCUGACCCCGCGCCCGCUCGCCCCAUUCCUUCGAUCGCGAGUCCUGGAGCAUGGAACAUUUGGCGUCUCGCACACCCGGGUGCCAACAGAGUCGCGGCCUGGCCAUGUUGCGCUGAUCGCAGGACUCUAUGAAGACGUCUCCGCCGUCAUGACGGGAUGGAAGCUGAACCCCGUCAACUUCGACAGCGUCUUCAACCGCAGCAGGCACACCUGGAGCUGGGGCAGCCCGGAUAUUCUGCCCAUGUUUGAAAAGGGCGCUGUGCCCGGCCGUGUGGAUGCGUACAUGUACGAAGCUGAGGAUGAAGACUUUUCGCAGGACGCCACCCACCUCGACUACUGGGUCUUCGACCACGUCGAGGAAAUGUUCACAGAGGCAAAGCACAACGCUACGCUGGCGGAGGCGUUGAGACAAGACAAGGUGGUCUUCUUCCUGCACCUGCUCGGGCUCGACACGGCGGGGCAUUCUUUCCGCCCUUACUCCCCAGAGUACCUGCACAACAUCAAGGUCGUGGACGAGGGCGUCUCCAACAUAACCAGGAUCGUAAACGAGUUCUACGGCGACGACAGGACGGCGUUUGUCUUUACGGCUGAUCAUGGCAUGAGCGACUGGGGCAGCCACGGUGAUGGACACCCGGACAACACCAGGACGCCGCUCAUUGCCUGGGGAUCGGGGGUUGCCAAGCCCAAGAUUGCGGCUGGGGAUGCGCCGGCGGCUGGCCAUGAUGAGUUCUCUUCAGACUGGGGCUUGGACAAGGUCCAGCGCCACGAUGUCGCACAGGCUGACGUUUCGGCGCUCAUGGCAUUCCUGAUCGGCGUCGAGUUUCCCGCGAAUUCCGUUGGUGAAAUCCCUCUCCCGUACCUCAGUGCUAGCAAUAAGGAGAAGGCCGAAGCCACACUUGUGAACGCACAGGGGAUCCUGGAGAUGUACCGCGUCAAGGAGGAGAAGAAGAAGGGCCAAUCACAGCUUCGAUUCAAGCCGUACAAACCGCUGGCAGGAGGGGCGCAAAAUGGUAGCCGUGGGAUAGAGGAGCGCGUCGCAGAUAUCCGCCGACUUAUCGACAACGGCAACCAUGAGGAAGCCAUUGAGGAGUCGGCUGCGCUGAUCAAAGUGGGACUCGAGGGCCUUCGCUAUCUGCAGACAUACGACUGGGUGUUUCUUAGGGCACUGGUCACUAUCGGGUACCUGGGCUGGAUGACGUAUGCGCUCAUGACUGUCCUGGACAUGCACGUGUUGCACGGCCAGGUGCAGCCCGCCAGGGAUGGCAUGGGCUUGGCUGCUUCUACAGCCGUUCUUGUGCUUUUAUACGCAUCAUUCAUCGCGUCUGGGUCACCGCCCACGUACUACGCGUAUGCAUUCUUCCCCGUGUUCUUUUGGGAAGAAGUGUACGCUCGUCGUCAGAGCCUUGUGCAAGGACGUAGGCUGCUGUUCGCCCAUAUAAAACCUGGGGCCAGCCUUGCAUCUUUCUUGCUCAAUGCUGCAGUCUAUGUCGCCGUCAUUGUUUCUCUGGCUCAUGGAUACAUCCACCGCGAGGUCCUCACAGGUCUGUUCAUACUUGGUGCUUUCUGGCCGGCAUCUUAUGGCAUCUCAUUCCUGCAAGAGCACGCCAUACUCGCCGGAACGUGGUUUGCAUCUUGCCUGGGCAUGAGCACUUUUACUUUGCUCUCGGCCAUCAAGGUAGAGAACCUGGAUCUCAUUCUCAUCGGAGGAGCUUUGAUGACUGUGAUUGGCCUCGCAUACUUGUUGUUGGAGUCCCUCGUCCUGAGAGAUUUCUCGUCACAAACACCACCUCCGCCCAAGAAGCACGUGAACAGAGCUCUUGUUGGCGCCCAAAUCGGCCUCGUUGUUCUGGCAAUGCUUGUAACGCGCUCAACUGUGAUAGCCCUGAAGGCCAAGAAAGGCCUUCCUUUGGGCAACCAGGUUGCUGGCCUGUUUGUUCUGAUCUCCUCUUUUAUCCUGCCAAUUGCCUACAGGGUUGAGCCCAACAACCACUACCUCCAUCGUCUAAUGGUUGCGUUCUUAACAUUUGCGCCGACAUUUGUUAUCCUUACAAUAUCCUACGAGGGACUCUUUUACGUCGCAUUCUGUAUCACACUGGUUGCAUGGGUGCGCCUUGAGCACGCGGGGCACAUUUACUCCUCGCGACAGGCUGCCGCCGGGAAAAAGAUGAGUUCCAACGGAGCAACGACUGUUGUAGCCGCACAAUCAUCAGAUGAGCCGGGUGCAGCUACGAACAAGUACAGAGCUCUCACGCUGACAGACGCCCGCGUGGCUUUGUUCUUCUUCGUGCUGCUGCAAUCGGCAUUCUUCAGCACUGGCAACAUGGCAUCGGUGUCGCAGUUCAGCCUGGAGAGCGUCAACAGGAUCCAGCCGAUAUUCGACCCGCUGACGCAAGGUGUACUCCUGACUCUCAAGCUCCUGGUCCCCUUCGCGAUCUUGUCUGCGAACGUGGGCGUGCUGACCAGGAGGUUGGGCGUUGCACCAUCGGCGCUCUUUAUGCUCGUCAUCGCUGUAAGCGACUUCCUGACGCUCUACUUCUUCUGGGUCGUCAAGGAUGAGGGGUCGUGGCUGGAGAUCGGGUCGACCAUUAGUCACUUUGUCAUUGCGAGCAUGAUGUGUGUUUUUGUGGCGCUCCUAGAGGGUGUCAGCGCCUUGUUUGUGGCUGGUGUAAAGGUGUCCGAGGAGGGUAGGAGUGGGGGCAGACGUGCUGUUGAUGCGAAAGCAGAGCCUGCUGCUGCAACGUCUAAUGGCAAGGCAGCUACAAAAGCGCUCAAUGGUUGA